This is a messenger RNA of Cydia fagiglandana, 2820 nucleotides long. RefSeq lists its product as uncharacterized. The coding region runs from base 1 to 2820 and encodes 939 amino acids. The record is from RefSeq and is a predicted model, not a curated record. The transcript has 2 exons. Lineage: Eukaryota; Metazoa; Arthropoda; Insecta; Lepidoptera; Tortricidae.
AUGUCCGAAAAGGAAGCAAGGAGCCUACGACCACGCACCAAGGGCCCGCCUGCGCCCGCAGCCAACAUGGACACCCCUACCCCCUCGUCCGGUAAGACUACGUCCGGCGAGACUAAUACGUGGAGCAAGGGCACCAGUGGCAACCCGAAUACUACCGGUGGAAGCGAGUCGCACGAGAUCGCACAGGAAAACGUUAAAAUCCCGCCGCCGAAACAGACCGCGCCACCGCCGCCGCGGGCAGCCGUCGAACGUACUAGCAAACCAACCCCGCGCACUUUAGAGGUACCGCACGGUACCUACGCGCCAAUGUACCAUAAACCGCCGGAAUUACCUGCAUUCGGCGGAGAUAUCUCCGAAUGGAUAUCAUUUAGGGCAGAGUUCGAAGAUACGUCGCCCAUGUUUAGUGCCGUCAAUAACGUCAGUCGGAUUAGGCGCGCACUUAAGGGCGAAGCUCGGACGGCCGUAAAAUCAAUAAUGUACACGGUUCAGGAUCCGUACGAGAUAAUGGAAGCGUUGGAGCGGCAGUUCGGCGACCCUGAGGAGAUUGUUCUUACGGAAAUUCAUAACGUUAAACGCAUGCCGCGUUUAUCCGAAGACAAUUCGAAUAUAACCUCAUUCGCCGCGCAUGUAGCGAAUGCCGUCGCCACCAUUAGAUCCUUGCGUCAAGAGAAAUACUUGCACGCGCCUGAGCUCGUGAAUAAAAUCGUGGAUAAAUUGAAUCUGAUAGUGCGCUAUGAAUGGGCCAAAUACAGGCAGUCUAACGUAGAAUCACCCGGGUUAGUUGCGAUUUCCGAGUUUCUAAACGAAAUUAGCACUGCGGCCAAGCGCAUAAACCGACUUAAGCCGUCCAACCGAUCACGGAAUGCAGUGAACGCGGUUUCCUCUGCGCGCGAACCCGAAAGAUCGAGCCAAGCUCUCUCUAGGUCUCGCGACCCCGCGUUCUACCGUGAUACGUAUGAUAGUUCGCGAAAUGAACGAAAUGCGGUUUCCUCUGUGCGCGAGCCCAGUCGAUCGAGCCGCGCUCUCGCUGGCCCCCGCGCCCCCGCGUCCCUUCGCGACUAUAGUUCGGAAUCGGAAUCAGAUUACCACGAGUCAUACACACGUGAUACGGGAAAUAGAUCGCGUUCUAAUAAAUCGACCGUAGCUCAAGUAAAGCACCGCGAUGGCAAUUUAAAGAAAAAGCCAGCGUCCACCGGAGCUAAGCCCAAGCGACAGAUAUCGUCUGUCUCUUUCUCGCGCGAAGCGUGCGCCAUAUGCAACAACGGCAAAGAACACGAAGUUAAGGAGUGUUCGAAAUUUCUAGCCGCGACUGUAUCUGAGCGCUGGGACUUGGCAAAGGGAGCUAAAUUGUGCUUUAGGUGUCUAGGCGCGAAUCACCGUAAAUUUUUUGGAUGUAAAUAUGUCGCGUGUGGCAUGAAUCAGUGCGAAGCCGGGCAUAAUAGGCUAUUACACGGUUUAAGCGCGGCCGGGUCCGCGAACGGUAAUAGUGCGCCGGCAGCUCGCAAAGCAAUACUCAAUGUUAAACUGCCGCAGACGUAUCUCAAAAUCAUGCCAGUAGAGGUAUCGGGACCGUUAGGUACCGUCCAAACCCUCGCGCUACUCGAUGAGGGCGCGGCAAUGACGUUGAUGUUACAUGAAACUGCGGAUAGAAUCGCACCUCGUGUGCGCGGUGAAACAUUAGAGAUAGAAGGCAUAGGCGGUGUAGUACGGGACCCAGAUUCGUAUGCGUUACGAGUCGCAAUACGGGGUUUUUGUAGCCGACAUAUGGAAUUGAUGGAGACUUACACGGUUUGCGAUAUAGGUUUAGGAGCGCAGGGCGUACCGCGAGACUUGGUAGAUAAAUGCGAUCAUUUAUCUAAAAUCGCGGACGAAUUAAGUUACCCCCCCGCAGUACCUACUAUCGUGAUAGGCCAAGAUAACUGGCAUCUCAUCAUUAGUCGGCAAAUUAUAGACGGUCCGCCCAACCUCCCAGUCGCGAGUUUAACCAGGCUAGGAUGGGUUUUGCAUGGACCAGACCGUACGCGUCGCGCCGCGGUACAAUUGGUUGGGCACGCAAAGCCUAAUACCGCGGACGACGAGGCCUUACAACUUGUGAAACGGCAUUCUGAGGUAGAAUCAUUAGGCGUUUCGCAGAAGUUACCUAGGGCCGACCCCCACCAACGUGCGCUAGAUUUACUAGAAGCCACCUGCGAAAAGAUACCGGGGGAGCAAAGGUAUCGCUCGGGCUUACUUUGGCGGUCAAAUGACGAGAAACUCCCCAAUAACCAAGCGCAAGCAUUGCAACGGCCGUACAGUCUAGAACGAAAGCUAGACCACGAUGCGAAACUUAAAGCCGAAUAUGCAAAGUGUAUGUUGCUUGACAAAGGUUACGCGGAGAAAAUGGACUCGCCACCGCCCCCCGAGGCACCCCGGACGUGGCCUCUAGCGCAUUUCCCAACUUUUCACCCGCAACGCGGCAAAAUGCGAUUAGUUUGGGACACGGCCGCCACAGCUUGCGAACGUUCGCUUAACAGCGCGCUGUUGGCUGGCCCCGACCUGUUAAAGUCACUUUUUGGCGUAUUAAUGCGCUUCCGCGAAAGUAAAAUCGCGGUGUUAGCCGACGUCAAACAGAUGUUUUUACAGAUCGAAAUAAUAGAGCAAGAUCGCGAUACGUUACGUUUCGUUUGGCGGACAGGGAUCGAUUGGGACAGGCCUAUAUCCGUCUCCCUCGCACCCGCGUGGCGAUCGUUCAUUAAUAACGUACGGUUAGUUCGCGCCACCGCUGGUAGUCUGGUUGCCGCCGAGGUUUUCAAAGCCGUAUUGCUCGCUAAGAAAACGUAA